GUGGUUUGUAACCCUGUUGUGUAUUGUAAUUGUCACAUGACUUCAAAAUGGUAGAAGAACUCUCAGUGUGUAAAGCGAAACUUAACCAAAUUUUAUAAUGAAACAUUGUGAACAUAAGCUACGAAUACAUGGUCUUAUCCUUAUCUUUGUGUGGUAUCUUGGUGUGAACACACUCACAACUGAGUUUCCACCUAGCAGACUACAGGACUGUAAUUCAACUAGAACAUGUGCAGUUUGUAACGCAGGAUAUUUUGCCAACCAGUCAUGGGCUGAGUGCAGUUGUUGUCCACGCAGUGGCUAUUGUUUGGACAGCUGCAGUGCUUGUCCACCAGGAGCAGAACAACCAGAAAGUGGAGAGGUUGAAUGUACUCUCUGUAAACCAGGACAUUUUACCCCCAAAGAGGCAACAAUAAAAUGCCUAUCAUGUGAGAAAGGACAAUUUCAAGACGAGCAGGGGCAAACAGAGUGUAAAAAUUGUUCACUCGGAACAUUUUGCAGCACUAUUGGGUGUGUGACGUGCCAGGAUUGCCAAGCAGGUUACUAUAGCGACCAAAAUGGCAGCUCCUCAUGCAAGCCCUGUGAGGAAGGUUACUAUAGCAACGUAACAGGAUCAGAAGCCUGUGUUCCAUGCAGACAGGGAACGUUCCAGAACCUGACUGGACAGGAAACAUGUCUACCAUGUCCUUUCGGAGAGCAUUUAAAUCAAACAGGGAAAUCUUCAUGCAUAGCUUGUGAGCCUGGUUUCCACAGCAACAAAACUGGGGAAGUUGAAUGUACCCCUUGUGACAAGGGUUAUUAUAGUAACAAAACCCAUACUAUUGAUUGUGAAGCGUGCCCAAAAGGCUUAUACCAAAACCAGACUGGUCAAACUGAAUGUGACCCUUGUGAGGCAGGGAUGGAAACAAGGGAAGCAGGUGACUGGGAAUGUGUUCGCUGCCUAGAUGGCACUUAUAAGCCACAGGCUGGACCAGAGUUAUGUGUGGCUUGUCAACCAGGCUCGUUUUCCAAUGGUGGUAUUAGGAAUGAAACCAACCUGAACUGUACACUGUGCCCAGAGGGACAUUACCAAGACAAGGCCAACAAAUCUCAGUGCACAUUGUGUCCGGCUGGAACAUUUAUGGACGGCCAAGGGGCAACGCAGUGUAAGAACUGCCCUGCAGGUAAUGAGAGUCUUGGAGAGGGAGAGACAUCUUGUCAACAGUGCCAAAAAGGUCAUUUCAAGGCCAGUACCUCAAGUGACAUAUGCAAAGAAUGUCCAGAUGGGUGGUAUGCAAAUUUUAUGGGGGCUGUGUCGUGCAUAGAAUGCCCUAGUGGAAAAUAUUGUCCGAACGCGGCCAUGGGCCCUCUGGAUUGCCCCACAGACUGCUAUUGUCUGGCAGGGGUCUCCUCCCCUGCAUGCUGUAACGGCCCCUGGUAUAAGGAGAGCGGAAACUCGUGCAAACCAUCGGCCGAGCUGCUGGGCAUCACAAUUGGCUGUAGUGUCGUAAUUCUCUUCGUGUGCAUCGUUGGAGCGUAUAACUUCCGAGAACGGCGCCGUGCCAAGGCAGCGAGUGUGGAGCACCAGCCGUUGACCGAUAACAGCAACCCUAUGUACAAAGGCCUCUAGAUAAUUUGAUUUAAUUUAUGCAUGUGCGUCAAGUUUCAUCCCAGAUUAGCCUGUGCAGUCUGCAAAGGUUAAUCUUGAACGACACUUGAUUUUCGUCUAGAAAAGACUUCAUUUAUACGAACAAAUUUAUCUUUGGGAAAGUGUCGUGCCUGAUAACUGCACACUGCACGGAGAAAUCUGGGAUGACACGCACAUGCAUUAAACUCCGUUUUCCAACAUUGAUGCUCUUAUUCUGACGAUUCAUGCGUUUCACUGAGCGGAUCUGAUUAUCUAACAUUACAGGUCAGGUUUACCUUUCAAUAACCAAUCAGAUCAAUGCUUUCAAAGGUCUUUGGUAGCCGAUUUAUUCACUCAUUAAAGGGGC
This is a messenger RNA of Dreissena polymorpha, 1970 nucleotides long. RefSeq names its product proprotein convertase subtilisin/kexin type 5-like. Bases 98 to 1606 code for a protein of 502 amino acids. The transcript has 14 exons. Lineage: Eukaryota; Metazoa; Mollusca; Bivalvia; Myida; Dreissenidae. The record is from RefSeq and is a predicted model, not a curated record.